UUCUGUAAUGGCUCGACUCCAUUGCACGAAUCCGCACGGCGAAUCUGUUCGCAAUGUGCGCAGACUAAAUUAUUGCAAGCAAAAGCAAACCAAACCACACGCAUGUCGAAAACAGGAUUCGCCGUGCGCGUUCGUGCAGUGGAGCCAUGUGGAGCGCACCAUAACAUAAGUUUUAUUAUAUGAGAAAUGACCCAUAUGAACAUAUACUCUCUUAUCUAUGAUUAUGACUCAUAUUCAAAUGAAAGAUUAUGACCCUGAAUAUGAUAUGACAAACAACAAAUAACAAGUCAUUAACGCAGUUAUUAUUAUAUUGUCUAGGAUUAAUCGUUCAAUACAAAUACAUUUUCAAUGUUUAUAUGCUGUAAUACUCAAUAAUAUUAGAAUUUUUUUUAUAAAUGUUAAAAGGUAUAAAUAAAAUUAUUUCAAGUUUUUCACAUUCUGGAGGAAGUAUAAGAAUGAGUUCGAAUAAAUAUCUUCACAAUGUAGAUGUUGCUACAGAAAAAGCAACAUUUGGAAUGGGUUGCUUUUGGUCAUGUGACUCACUGUAUGGGGCAACAUUAGGUGUUAUACGAACUAGAGUCGGUUAUUCAGGUGGCAAAAACAAAGAAGUGUCAUACCGAAACAUUGGUGAUCAUACAGAAGUUAUUGACAUUGACUUUGAUCCAACAGUUAUAACUUACGCUCAACUAUUAGAUAUAUUUUGGAAUCAUCAUGAAUAUGGCCUAUUAACAAAAGUUAAACGACAAUAUAUGUCUCUUAUUUUAUAUCAUAAUGAACAGCAAAAAGAAAUUGCUGAAAAAUCAUUCAAGAGUCAAGCAGUAAAACUAAAUACUGAUCUAAUUACUGAAAUAAAAAAAUUUGAAGUUUUUCAUCCAGCUGAAGAUUAUCAUCAAAAAUAUCGCUUACAAGGACACAGUGAAUUCAUGUUAUCUUUAGGAUUAAAACCAGGGGAGUUACUCCAAACAUCACACCUGGCAGCACGACUUAAUGGAUAUUUGGUUGGUCAAGGUGGUGAAAAACAGUUUUUAGCUGAAGCUAGUAAAUUAGGUCUAAAUGAUGAAGAACAGAAAUAUGUUUUGAAGUAUUUAAAAAAAUAUGAAGGUGCAGGACUAUUUUGUUAACUACUUUGUAAAUGUUCAUCGUUUUAAACUGUAUUACUGAUCAGACUUGCCAAAAUUGCAAUUAGUUGGAAAUGAAUACUCAGCAUUAUUUCUUUUCAACGGUAAAAUAGCAAUCAAUAUUUAUAUAG
Ctenocephalides felis (cat flea) is the source of this 1249-nucleotide messenger RNA. Its product is annotated as peptide methionine sulfoxide reductase-like. The coding region runs from base 396 to 1121 and encodes 241 amino acids. NCBI's taxonomy places the organism in Eukaryota, Metazoa, Arthropoda, Insecta, Siphonaptera, Pulicidae. The record is from RefSeq and is a predicted model, not a curated record. The transcript is spliced from 2 exons. Gene Ontology annotation, molecular function: peptide-methionine (S)-S-oxide reductase activity.